This is a messenger RNA of Pedinophyceae sp. YPF-701, 633 nucleotides long. NCBI's taxonomy places the organism in Eukaryota, Viridiplantae, Chlorophyta, Pedinophyceae. The record is from the annotation of a GenBank genome assembly.
AUGCGCGGGGGCACGCUUCAAGCGGUGCGCGAGAAGCAGACGAGGGCUCUGGCUGCUCAGUCCACGGUCCCGAACGACCAGAAGGAGCUCCUCAGCCGCUGCGCCUGGGACCGCGUCGCCCCCUCCCAGCGCCCCGCGGCCCCCGACCACCUCGUCCCCGUCUACCCCGUCCCCUUCACCUUCCACCGCACCGGCGAGGAACACACCAUCGAGGAGGAGGUGGUGCUGCAGCUGGGCGAGCGGAGCUCCGACGCGGAGAUCCAGGCGCUCGUCGCGAGCGUCGUGCGCGAGGUGGGCAUCACUCCGACGUCCGACAUGGUGCAGCGCAUCAAGGCGUCUCUGGGGGCGUGGGGCAGCAUGUUCACGGAGGUGGCGGCGCUUGGGGGGCGCGAGCUGCUCGUGCCGAUCAAGAUAGACGUGGAGGACGCGGGGCAGCGGUACCAGGACGAGCUCCUGUGGGACAUCGUGAGCCCCGUCAACAGCCCGGACGACUACUGCGCCGCGCUCACGGAGGGGCCCAGCGCGAUCCCGGCGCCACUGGCAAAGAAGGUGCUGCAACAGAUGCGCGCUCAGAUACUCGCGCGCAAGAAGGCCGCCAAGCAGGAGGGGCGGAAGCCGGACGCGGGGACGUAG